Molecule: messenger RNA, 1068 nt
Organism: Prunus armeniaca (apricot)
Lineage: Eukaryota; Viridiplantae; Streptophyta; Magnoliopsida; Rosales; Rosaceae
Source: the annotation of a GenBank genome assembly
AUGGAGAUUGAUCUGUCACCAAAGUUGGCCAAGAAGGUGUACGGUGGAGAUGGUGGUUCCUACUUUGCUUGGUCCCCAUCUGAGCUUCCCAUGCUCCGUGAAGGUAACAUUGGCGCUGCCAAGCUUGCUCUUGAGAAGAAUGGGUUUGCUCUCCCCAAGUACUCUGAUUCUGCCCAGGUCGCUUAUGUCCUCCAAGGUACUGGUGUAGUUGGGAUUGUCCUCCCUGAGAAGGAGGAGAAGGUUCUUCCAGUUAAGAAGGGUGAUGCUAUUGCCCUCCCAUUUGGAGUUGUUACUUGGUGGUACAACAAGGAGGACACUGAGUUUGUAGUCCUUUUCUUGGGUGAUACUUCAAAAGCUCACAAGAGGGGUGAGUUUACUGACUUUUAUUUGAAUGGCUCCAAUGGCAUUUUCACUGGCUUCUCAACUGAGUUUGUCGGUCGAGCAUGGGAUCUGGAGGAGGAUGUUGUGAAGACCCUUGUUAGCAAGCAAUCUGGCAAGGGCAUAGUUAAGGUUAGUGGAGUUAACUUGCCUGAACCAAAGAAGGAACACCGAGAUGGCAUGACAUUGAACUGUGAAGAGGCUCCUCUGGAUGUUGACAUUAAGAAUGGUGGUAGAGUUGUUGUGCUGAACACUAAAAACCUUCCUUUGGUUGGUGAGGUUGGGCUUGGUGCUGACCUUGUUAGGUUGGAUGGAAGUGCUAUGUGCUCCCCUGGAUUUUCUUGUGACUCUGCCCUGCAGGUGACUUAUAUUGUUAGGGGCAGUGGCCGCGUCCAAGUUGUUGGAGUCGACGGUAAAAGGGUCUUGGAAACAACCAUCAAAGCUGGUAAUUUGUUCAUCGUUCCGAGGUUCUUUGUUGUUUCAAAGAUCGCUGAUCCAGAAGGCUUGGAAUGGUUUUCUAUCAUCACUACUCCCAAUCCCAUAUUCACCCACUUGGCUGGAAGCAUUGGUGUUUGGAAGGCUUUGUCUCCUCAGGUGCUUGAGGCUGCCUUCAAUGUGGAUUCGGCUACAGAGAAACUUUUCCGAUCAAAGAGGACUUCUGAUGCAAUCUUCUUCCCCCCACCCAAUUAA